Molecule: messenger RNA, 824 nt
Organism: Cinara cedri
Lineage: Eukaryota; Metazoa; Arthropoda; Insecta; Hemiptera; Aphididae
Source: the annotation of a GenBank genome assembly
AUGGAAAAGACGCCUAGCCGCGAACAAGCCUUAGUUUUUAACUCGAUUGAUGGUAUACUACAAAAAAGAGUAUAUUUUAGAAAUAGGAAAAAUCGUCUCUCCAAAAAAUAUAAUUUUCAUUUCUAGGAUUUCGAACAACCGUUUCUGCGUCUUCUUAUCCAGCAAACAAAUACUCGACAAUUUAAUACAAAUAACUCAGUCAAUAAAUAUCAAUGAUCAUACUAUACCAAUUUGCAGAUUGUUAAACCCAGCUAAAAGAUUCAUCAUAUCAAAUGUAUGCCCAUCGAUACCAAAUCAAGCAAUCAUAGACGCCCUUAAAAAUAUAGACAUAUUGCCCAUAUCACAAAUUAAUCACCUCAAAGCCGGAAUCAAUAUUGAAGAGUACGAACACAUAAUGAAUUUCCGAAGACAAUUAUUCCUCAAACAUAAAGACAUUCCAAAAUUACCAAAUUCGUUAAUAAUUACAAUAAAUUAAUCCCAGUUUAGAUAAAUUAACCUGCUUUUUAUGCAAAGCCACUGACCACACUUCAAACAGUUGCAAAAAUAACACAGAUGACAAACCAAUAAAAAUACUAUUGCCCAAUUUAGUCAAAUCAAACCAACUCGUUGAUACCAAUGUAGACCAUUCAGAAUCAAUUGAAAGUGUUCUCCCUCCCAUAAGCUCAUCUCUCGAUACAUCACUUGAAAAAACCGAAACGGAUUGGAAUGAAGACAUCGAAACCAAAUUUUUUCUUUCUACUCUAAAUUUUCUCAAUGAAACACAGUCACGUAUUCUAAAUGAAACACAUAAAAGACCGAUGUCUGUUUCAUUCAUCGUCGUCUAA